Messenger RNA from Suillus bovinus, 1329 nucleotides. RefSeq lists its product as uncharacterized. The record is from RefSeq and is a predicted model, not a curated record. Lineage: Eukaryota; Fungi; Basidiomycota; Agaricomycetes; Boletales; Suillaceae. The coding region runs from base 1 to 1329 and encodes 442 amino acids. The transcript is spliced from 2 exons.
AUGUCCUCCUCUCCACUCGUGACACCAUCCUCUCAGCUGCCUGCCAUGCGGACUAUCUCCAAGGAUCCCAAAUCAGUCACCCAGCCAUCAGGGAAAAGCUCAGCCAAGGCCAAAGCUCAGUCAAGGCCACAGCGGACCACUCAUAUGAACGAGAUGUGGUAUGGUACCUACAAGCAUAGUGGGCAGCUGACUGAGCAGAUGGAGAAAGACCGCCAACGUGCUGCUGAUAAGCUAGCCAUCAAGCAUGCCAUAGAUGUGAUGUGGUGGGACAAGGACCGUCAACCUCCUGUCAUCUUGUUGCUGCAAGGCAGCAAUGGGCCUGAGUCUGACAUUCCAACCUGGCUGCACUUCUCGCUAGCUGACAGUCCUGACCUCCGAUCUAUGCUUGGCGAGAACAUCACCACCUUUGAGUAUUUCAAUAUUUCUUCUCGUCUAUGGAAGGCAGUGACACGGCUGGCCUAUAAGUUCCAUGUUAAAAAUGGUGACUGUCUUUUCCUUCGACGUCAUGGUGUCCUUAAAUGUGCAGGCAUCAAUGAGAUCAUUGGUCGUCUCAAGGACCCAGCAGCAAAACCGCAUCUUUUUCUAAAGAUGAAGCAAGAACAUAAGGCUGUAAAGUAUUCUCUAGCACACAUCAAGACCCAUGGGCCACCAUUGCGAACUCCCUCUAUCAUUGCAAAGUCUGACACUGAUGACGAAGUCACCAUCAUAUCGCCGCCUUCAAAACCAUCCCUGAAGCGCCACCGAAGUAUGGCAGAAAGCGAUACUGAAGAGGAGGCCAGGCCUCGCAAGAGGUCGUGGUGCUAUACCGAUGAAUAUGGCAUCUCAAUUGCAGCUGGAUUCCGUCCCAGUUACCCAUACCCUUGGUCGGGUCGUUCAGUAUCUCCACUGCCACCAUCGCAUCAACUCAGGACACCUCGCCUCCCAUCACCAGCAUCCUCGAGCUCAUCUCUGCCAGAGAUACUGAGUGAGCCUCUUGCUGACGAGUUGCAGCCAUCAGUGCCGACAGCAACCUGGCCCAAUGGUCUCUAUGUUAUAGACAUUUCUGCUGGGUUUCAGAGAAUGGACUCUGAUGAAUUGAAGUCCUUACCAGUCUGUCAGAGGUUUGAGAUCAUCUACGACAGAAAAUUCAAGAAAUCGACUUAUAACGACACACGUCGGAGAUGGAAGGAGGCAUCAGAUACCUUCAGGACUCAGCUGUAUAAGGCAGGGCGCACACCUUCAGGCCUUUGGGAUGUGUUGCGCAAGGCCAUCCCUCUCAGGAAAAAGACAGCAGGCACCCAGUCACACGAUGAUGAAGAAUCUGACGUUGAUAUUGACCUCACGCUGUAA